CACUAUAAGGGCGGGAUUCCGGACGCGGACCUCUUAGUCUCCGCCCCGUCGUCCCCGCCCCUCACCUCUUCUGGGCGGGGCCUCCUCGGUUUCCCCCGCGCGGGGCGGGGCUCCGGGGAAGUGUGCGGCUUGCGGCCGCGCCCCUGGGCUCGUACCCGCGGAUCCCGGGCUUCCGCGCCGAGAGCACGCGGGCCUGUCAAUGGACCGCGCGGCCGUGGCGCGAGUGGGCGCGGUGGCGAGCGCCAGUGUGUGCGCGGUGGUAGCAGGCGUGGUGCUGGCCCAGUACAUAUUCACCUUGAAGAGAAAAACGGGCCGCAAGACCAAGAUCAUCGAAAUGGGUUGUUUUGAUGUUACUGUUGUUCCAUCUGACUUGAGCAUGCAUGAAGAUUGGAUAACCACGAAAUGACUAAUCAGGAGUCUGCUGUCCAUUUGAAAAUGAUGCCAGAAUUUCAGAAAAGCUCAGUUCGUAUCAAGAACCCUACAAGAGUAGAAGAAAUUAUCUGUGGUCUCAUUAAAGGAGGCGCUGCCAAACUUCAGAUAAUAACAGACUUUGACAUGACUCUAAGUAGGUUUUCCUACAAUGGGAAAAGAUGCCCAACGUGUCAUAAUAUCAUUGACAACUGUAAGCUUGUUACAGAUGAAUGUCGAAGAAAGUUACUGCAGCUAAAGGAGCAGUAUUAUGCUAUUGAAGUUGAUCCUGUUCUCACCGUGGAAGAGAAGUUCCCUUACAUGGUAGAGUGGUAUACCAAAUCUCACGGUUUGCUUAUUGAACAAGGCAUACCAAAAGCCAAACUUAAAGAGAUUGUGGCUGACUCUGACGUUAUGCUCAAGGAAGGAUAUGAGAAUUUCUUCGGUAAACUUCAACAGCACGGUAUCCCUGUGUUCAUAUUUUCUGCUGGUAUUGGUGAUGUACUUGAAGAAGUUAUCCGGCAGGCUGGAGUUUAUCACUCAAACGUCAAAGUAGUGUCAAACUUCAUGGAUUUUGAUGAAAAUGGAGUGCUGAAAGGAUUCAAAGGAGAGUUAAUCCACGUGUUCAACAAACACGAUGGUGCCCUGAAGAAUACAGACUACUUCAGCCAGCUGAAAGACAACAGCAACAUCAUUCUGCUCGGGGACUCCCAAGGAGACCUAAGAAUGGCCGAUGGCGUAGCCAAUGUUGAACACAUUCUGAAAAUUGGUUAUCUGAAUGACAGAGUAGACGAGCUUUUAGAAAAAUACAUGGACUCUUAUGAUAUUGUUUUAGUAAAAGAAGAAUCAUUGGAGGUUGUCAACUCAAUUUUACAGAAGACAUUAUAAACAAGCCAUCGUGAGAAGACUUCCCCCAGGGGUACACCUGGGUCAGGCACUGUCCAUUUUGAGGAAAGACUCUUUCUUAUUUAUAAAACAGUCUUGCUCCUGGAACUUUUCCCUUUUCCCAACAGACGAUCUUCAGACGUGUGGAACCUGUGAACCACGGCCCCUCUUCCCACCUCCGUCACUAUACUCAGCAGAAUUUUUAAGUCAUUAAAAAUUAUCUUAAAGCCAAAAUUAGAAAGAUGGCUCCCUUUUCCAAAGUGAGUUUUGUAGUUUGGUGUUCUGCAGUUUCUAGGGCAUUCUCCCAGGUGGGUGUAUAAGGGCGCAGAAGACGCUCUCUGGAUGUAUUAUGUUCCUGAUUUUAACCACUGCUAGCUUUGAAAUUGGGGUGGAGUAUGGAGACAUCAUCUUCUGAAAUUGUUUUAUUUGUUUAUUUUGUCUAUAAAAUACAUUUGCCAGGAAGUUGUGUCUUAAAAACUGUUGGUGUCCGCAUCGCUAACAUUGCAAAUACUCUGUGUGAAGCACUGAGAAUAAACCAGAAAAAGAAAGCUUUUCUAAAA
Mus musculus (house mouse) is the source of this 1853-nucleotide messenger RNA. RefSeq names its product 5'-nucleotidase, cytosolic III (gene Nt5c3). The coding region runs from base 403 to 1296 and encodes 297 amino acids. The transcript has 11 exons. Gene Ontology annotation, molecular function: magnesium ion binding; 5'-nucleotidase activity. NCBI's taxonomy places the organism in Eukaryota, Metazoa, Chordata, Mammalia, Rodentia, Muridae. Gene Ontology annotation, biological process: adenosine metabolic process. Gene Ontology annotation, cellular component: endoplasmic reticulum; cytoplasm. The record is from RefSeq and is a predicted model, not a curated record.